This is a messenger RNA of Vicia villosa (hairy vetch), 2955 nucleotides long. Its product is annotated as ATP synthase protein MI25-like. The transcript is spliced from 3 exons. The record is from RefSeq and is a predicted model, not a curated record. Bases 2043 to 2918 code for a protein of 291 amino acids. Gene Ontology annotation, biological process: proton motive force-driven ATP synthesis. NCBI's taxonomy places the organism in Eukaryota, Viridiplantae, Streptophyta, Magnoliopsida, Fabales, Fabaceae. Gene Ontology annotation, molecular function: proton transmembrane transporter activity.
CUUUUCGGCACUUUCGAAUGAUUGUGUUUAACACCCUAACGAUUCUGUGAAAGGGGAUUCAUAUUACUGUUGAGCUGACUAAACUCAGUUGUCGGUUAGCGGGUGCAGGUCAAACGAGGAAAGAAAGAAGAGUUCCGGUACAACCAGACGAAAUAUCACUGAUCAUCCAGGCACAGAAACUCAACCAACUGUAGAUGCAAUCUUAAUGCAUUCUGGGAUGAAGGAAUAACCGAUCUUCCCCACCUCGACUCUCACUCAACCGGUGGAACAGCUCCCCGAAACAGCGAGAGAAGCCGGAAAAGCGGAACUCGGGGAGCCCUCAGAACCUCAACCGGUUUCGUCAAAAGACAAAGGAAAAGCACCUAUCCGGGAGGAAGAGGAGGCCGAGUAAGAAGAGAAGAGGAAGGUCAAUCUAUCUUCAUUCACAUGUUUUAUUUUCUCUGUUUGACUCAGAAGGAGGAGAAGACGAAAAAUAAGCUACAGAAGAAGAGGAAGCCGAAGAUACAGAAAGAACCGUCUCCAGCGCACCAAUGGGAAUAGGAGUGUAAGGUAUGCCCCCGAAAGGAUUCUGAUCAUAGUCGUUCAGCGCGUCAAGUUGACACUAUAGCUACAGGCAAGUGUUUAAGGUCGUGAUUUAUCAUUCAAUGGCCUCACAAUUUUCAUUCCCAUGUACAAUACGACAUCGGGGAUUUCACCCGCAGGCUAUACUGUCAAGCAAGGAAGGCGACUGGCGGCUAAUUCGCGUGACGAAAAGCUAGGCUAGGUUUUAUUCCAUCUCUAGUUUCAUCGGAUCAUUCAUAGAUGACAUGCUUCUAAAGACUGCUGCUCAACGGCGUACGGCUGACGACAACGCAAGGCCGUGUACCGAAAAGCUGCCACCCAGUAUAAUGUACCAACGCCUGCCUUAAUUUGACGGACGCGACGAUGAUAGCUACGAAAUGUGCCGAGCCUAUGUCCUUCCCCAUCUAAGGGACAGUGUAGAGCGAACUUACCAGAUUCUUCCCGAAUCUUUUCAGACAAGGAGGGAACAACAUCCCGGUCCGAUGUUGGUUUUCCAACCCGACAGGACAGUCUUCCCAAGCGCCCGACUCAACGAGAAUAUAGCCUCAUAGCUGGCACGGCAAAGCGUAUCGUCCCCUAUCUUUAUAGCACCCCGGACACCCAAUUGAUCGUUCCCCGAUUUACACCCGAAAGCCCUGAGUUCUACCCGAUCAUCCCCAGAUAUAGAUGCGUCACACAAGUAACUCUCUCCUGAUCCGCGACCGUGACCUAAUUUCUUAGGCGGCUUUAUUUGCGUAAAUAAGGAAGGGCAUAUCAAAAGAAUAGAAAGGGACGCCUUUUAAGCUACGAAAAAAGGAAGUGGCAAAGGGUAUUUUUCGUCUUUAUGAUGUAUAGAAUUUAUUUAGGAUUAUACUUUCGGUACUUAUUAAGUUAAGCAUCGAAGGCGGGACUCUUUCCCUAGAUAGAGAGAUGGCCUAAUUCAAAUCACGCCAAGAGAGGUUUAAUCUUCUCCCGUAUCUAUAUAACAUUUUUAUUACUCCUCCAUUCCGCAUUUCCUAAGAGAUGACUCCAAACAUUCUUACCUUUUUAUCCGAGAUGGUCAACGAAAUAUUCACGAUAGUAGGACUAGCUUAUAUCCCCCUUAUAGUUAACAUAAUCUUUCGUGCAGGUCGCCUUCGGGGGUUAACCGACGAAAAUAUGGCCGAAAGGCUGGGAGACCUAUGUUUUGACACCCUCCGAGAGGAGAUUAAAAAACAAAUAGAGGGGUUGCUCCAAAUAGAUUUUCAUAAUGCUCUUGUUCUUCCCCCUGGGAAGAGAAUUCAAGACAUUGCAACCCACCUUCAUCACGAUUCCGAGUCUUUGGAGCAACUCUUGACCAUUUUGAAUAAUCUUACUGAAUUAGGUCUACAAAGUCAAGAGUUUCAACAAAUUAUCCUCUUUCUCUCGCAGUGAAGUCCCGAUGGCAAACUAUAUAUAACAUUUGAAUUUCUCUUACAUUCCACGUUUCCGAAACGGAUCCUAUCAAAUAUUUUACAUUUUCUAUGAUCAUCUCUAUUUUAGGUAUUCGGGGAAUCCUCCUUAAUAGACGAAAUAUUCCUAUUAUGUCAAUGCCAAUUGAAUCAAUGUUAUUAGCUGUUAAUUCGAACUUUUUGGUAUUUUCCGUUUCUUCGGAUGAUAUGAUGGGUCAAUCAUUUGCUUCAUUGGUUUCAACGGUGGCAGCUGCGGAAUCAGCUAUUGGGUUAGCCAUUUUCGUUAUAACUUUCCGAGUCCGAGGGACUAUUGCUGUAGAAUUUAUUAAUAGCAUUCAAGGGUCGGGGCCUUUAUCGCUGGGCGAAUUGAGUUCCACGCAUAUGCAAGCUAGAAAGAUGCUAUUUGCUGCUAUUCCAUCUAUUUGUGCAUUAAGUUCGAAUAAGAUAUCAAUCUAUAAUGAAGAAAUGAUAGUAGCUCGUUGUUUUAUAGGCUUCAUCAUAUUCAGUCGGAAGAGUUUAGGUAAGACUUUCAAAGUAACUCUCGACGGGAGAAUCCAGGCUAUUCAGGAAGAAUCGCAGCAAUUCCCCAAUCCUAACGAAGUAGUUCCUCCGGAAUCUAAUGAACAACAACGAUUACUUAGGAUCAGUUUGCGAAUUUGUGGCACCGUAGUAGAAUCAUUACCAAUGGCACGCUGUGCGCCUAAGUGCGAAAAGACAGUGCAAGCUUUGUUAUGCCGAAACCUAAAUGUUAAGUCAGCAACACUUCCAAAUGCCACUUCUUCCCGUCGCAUCCGUCUUCAGGACGAUCUAGGCACAAAGUUUCACUUAUUAGUUAGGAGGAGAUUUAUCCCCCAGUGUAUCUCGAAAGCAGAAAAAAUAGAACUCAUUCGAGAGAGCUUGGUGGUCUUAAGAAUGGUUCGGGUGGGGGGUUCUCUUAAGAAUAAAUAAGACGAAUAGAAUCUAAUUCAUGUUUAUGCUAACAGAA